Molecule: messenger RNA, 6763 nt
Organism: Oncorhynchus keta (chum salmon)
Lineage: Eukaryota; Metazoa; Chordata; Actinopteri; Salmoniformes; Salmonidae
Product: voltage-dependent calcium channel gamma-4 subunit-like
Exons: 4
Coding region: 289-1287 (332 amino acids)
Biological process (GO): neurotransmitter receptor internalization; positive regulation of synaptic transmission, glutamatergic; regulation of AMPA receptor activity
Cellular component (GO): postsynaptic density membrane; voltage-gated calcium channel complex; AMPA glutamate receptor complex
Molecular function (GO): voltage-gated calcium channel activity; channel regulator activity
Source: RefSeq, a predicted model, not a curated record
AAUUCCCACAUCGAAAAACACCAUUCCAUUCUUGGGGGUGGAAAACGUCAACCUGUGGCGGAAUCAACGACUUCUGCGAUGUGAACUUUGGGGAAUUAAAACCAUGAGAAGCGUGAAGAGGAAAAAGCUACUGAACUUAAGAAGCACUCCAGUUGAAGUUUACAUGAAAGUGAUGUUCUAAAAAAACCGGCAACGAUAGCCAUAUUCUGCCGCACCAAUUCGCCAUAUGGUUAGAGCGCGUCCCUCUUUAGUGUGUUCAUAGCCCGUUGUGGAUUAUUAUGAGGCGUCAUGGCGUGGUGUGACCGUGGGUGUCAGAUACUGCUGACCAUCGUGGGCGCUUUUUCAGCUUUCAGUCUGAUGACAAUAGCUAUUGGGACCGACUACUGGCUCUAUUCUCGGGCGUACAUAUGUAACGCCACCAAUGUCACCACGGACGACAUGCAACCCAAGAAAACUAGAGGCGACCUGACGCACUCCGGGCUGUGGCGGAUUUGUUGUAUAGAAGGAAUCAACAAAGGAAGCUGUCUUCGGAUCAAUCACUUCCCAGAAGAUAACAACUACGACACAGACAGCUCGGAAUACAUCUUACGUAUAGUGCGGGCCUCCAGCCUCUUCCCCAUCCUGAGCAACAUCUUGUUGUUGCUGGGAGGACUGUGUGUCGGGGCUGGGAGGAUCUACAGCAGUAGGAACAACAUCCUGCUCAGCGCCGGCAUCCUGUUUGUGGCUGCAGGUCUAAGCAACAUCAUCGGCAUCAUUGUCUACAUCUCCAGUAAUGCCGGUGACCCUAGCGACAAGAAGGACGAGGACAAUAAGGGUAGCUAUGGAUACGGCUGGUCUUUCUACUUCGGAGCGCUGUCCUUCAUCGUGGCGGAGUCCGUUGGCGUUCUCGCUGUCAACAUCUACAUCGAGAAGAACAAGGAGACGCGGUGCCGGGCGAGGCGGGAGUUCAUCAAGACCACCUCGUCCACCUCGCCCUACUCCCGUAUCCCUAGUUACCGUUACCGGCGGCGACGCUCCCGUUCCAGUUCCCGCUCCACCGACCCGUCCCGGGAGACCUCACCCGUCGGGGUUAAGAUGGGAGGAGGAGGGGGAGCAGGCAUAGGAAGUGGAGCAAGCUUUGGGAUGCCCAUGGAUGGUAUCUCCAUGUACGCCCUCAGUAGGGACACUAUGAAAAGUGGGAUAGCUGGGUACUGUAGUCCAGAGCGUGACUCAAGCUUCCUGCAGGUCCACAACUGCUUCCAGAAAGAUCUGAAGGAGGGUGUCAACAGGAGAACGACUCCCGUAUGAGGGUUGGAAUGCAUCUCUGAACUUGGUAGGAUACAGGAGACUUCACUAAACUGUAAAGGAAACACUUGGACAGCACAUGAUCCAGGAUCAUUGUUGCAACUACAAUACACAGACUAUCUUCCACGCUGAAAGGUCAUAGUUCAUAUGAUGGAGUGUGCUCUUUUUUUGUUUUAACAAAUUGCCAUCCGUCUUCGUUUGAAUGUGGAGGAGAAAUGGACGCUGAAGGAAUAUUUGGAAAACCUUUGGUAAAGCUACUAUUAGUCCAUUUACAAAGACUACAGAAACCCAGACCUUUAGUAGCAAUGCUUCUGUGAUACACCAUAAGAAAAGUAUGUGUUUUGCAUAUCCCUCAACAAAUGGUAGUCAUAUCUUGUUGUUUUGAUGUUGUCAAGUGAUAACUCACUGGAGGGGUUUGAUUUUGCCAUUGUAACUGGUGCUAUACACUUUCAACACACUUUGAAUAUUCUGAUUACACUCUUAGAAGAAAGGGUUCCAAAAUAGUUUUGUGCUGUAGAACCCUUUUUGCUUUGGGUUCCAUGUAGAACCCCAUGUAGAAGGGGUUCUAUACUGAACAAAAAUAUAAACGCAACAUGUAAAGUGUUAAUGGAAUGAAAGAUCCCAGAAAUGUUACAUAUGCACAAAAAUCGUAUUUCUCUAAAAUGUUGUGCACAAAUAUGUUUACAUCCCUAUUGGUGAACAUUUCUCCUUUGCCAAGAUAAUCCCAAGAUAAUCCAUCCACCUGAUAGGUGCAUAUGAAGAAGCUGAUUAAACAGCAUGAUCAUUACACAGGCACACCUUGUGCUGGGGACAAUAAAAGACCACUCUAAAAUGUGCAGUUUUGUCAAACAACACAAUGCCACAGAUGUCUCAAGUUGAGGGAGCGUUCAAUUGGCAUGCUGACUGCAGGAAUGUUCCCCAGAGCUGUUGCCAGAAAAUUGAAUGAUCAUUUCUCUACCAUAAGCCGCCUCCAAUGUUGUUUUAGAGAAUUUGGCAGUACAUCCAACUGGCCUCAUAACUGCAGACCACAUCUAACCUCGCCAGCCCCUGACCUCCACAUCCGGCUUCUUCACCUGCGGGAUCGUCUGAGACCAGCCAUCCAGACAGCUGAUGAAACAGAGUAUUUCUGUCUGUAAUAAAGCCCUUUUAUGGGGAAAAACUCAUUAUAAUUGGCUAGGUCUGGCUCCCCAGUGGUUGGGCCUAUACCCUCCCCGGCCAACCCAUGCCUGUGCCCCAGUCAUGUGAAAUCCAUAGAUUAGGGCCUAAUGAAUUCAUUUAAAAUCACUGAUUUCCUGACAUGAACUGUAACUCAGUAAAAUCAUUGAAAUUGUUGCAUUUAUAUUUUUGUUCAGUAUACAUAAAACCCCAAAAGUUUCUACCUAGAACUAAAAAGGGUUAUUCAAAGGGUUCACAUAUGGGGACAGCUGAAGAACCCUUUUCAGUCCUAGAUAGCAAAUCUUCUAAAACCUGGGAAUUUUGGUAAACUUUUUUUUGUAAAUUUUGUAACUCUAAUCCUUCUCACUAACUGUCAUGUGAUCCUCAUCUAUCUAUCUAUCCUCUGUGGUCUUUGUAUUGGCGGGAACUGGUGUACCUGUACUCUACGUAUGUUUGUACUAUGAUCUGACCCACUGCCAUACUCUUACUAUUAGUAAAUAUCCAAAUACAAACCUGUUGUAGAUUGAAAAUAAAUAAGGGGGAUGUAUGGAAAUACUGAACUCAUUUUCAUGUUUCAUGAAUAACAUUCCAAUCAAUAUAAAUACGUAGAUUUAUUUCAAUCAAAUGGGCAUUGUCUUCAUUGAGUGUUAUAUAUUAUUUGGAUUUUGCUCAGGGAAGCUGUAUUGAUAUCAACUAAUUUACACCUUUAUGAAGCAUUACCUAUUAGGUAUAUUACAUAAAAGCAUUUAUGCCGUUAUAUCUUGUCUAAUGCCAUAAAGACUGUCAUCAGUGUCCAAAAAUAGAGGUGAGAUCACACUGUAGGCUAUGUCUUGUUGUUUAUGAAUCCACUUUUUAAUCAUGUACUUCUGUGGAGGACUGUGUGUAUGGCAAACUCCAUGUAGAAGUUGCCCGUAGGCACAGAUCUAGCAUCAGCUUACCAAAAUCCUAACCUUAACCAUGAGUGGAUAAAAACCUCGGAUCAGCAUCUUGAGAAAAUGUCAUUCCCUUAUGUGUUGGAAAACUAAAGUCUUGUUCACAUUAGCAGUUUGAAGUGACUCAAAUCUUCCAAAAAUGUAAUAUCCUUGAAUGUGCUAUUUUUCCUGCAGUCUAAACAACCAAAAAGCACAUGGAAUUGUAUAGUUGAAGCCACAUUUCUAACCACCUCUGUAGGGGGUUUAAAGUCAGAUACAAAUCUGAUUCCUGGCCCUGCGACUUGUGUCGGAACGGUCAAAUCUGAUUUAUUUGCCCUUAAGUCGGUUUUAGGCUGUUAAUUGAAAUAUCUUGUUCCUUUAUAGCUACACCUUUGACAGUUUGACAAGAACAUGUGGUAGCCAACUAACGUGAGCUAGUUGAUUGUUUGCAAACAAAUGAGUGAAUGUGCUAGACCGCUACCUAGCUAGUUGACUGCUGUGGCUAGCCAAAAGGACAGGACUUGUUUUGAAAGUUGGAUAAUUUUGUCUGUUGACAAGUGAUCUUACACUAUAAUUUUAAACAUUCAAAACAACUGGGAAACAUCCAUGGCAGGCAUUGUUGUCACUUUAACUUGCUACAUAACUUCUGAGCAACAGGAAGUAGUAGCACCACCACUGCACACACACCUGUCGUCACUAUGACAACUAGCGUAGCCAUGUCAGCAAAUGACUUCUGUCUGAACACGCAUCCGGUUUGGUAACUUGAUGUAAUGGACAGUCAAUAUUCCAAAAAGGUUUUGAAAACAAAACUGAUUUGAGCAUUAAAGCCUGCUGUGUGAACAAGGCUUAAAAGGCCACUAGUCAGAGCCAACUUCCUUUAAAUUGAAUAAUCUGUGUAGCACAGUACACAACCUUCUUCCCUCAAACGCCACAUUGUUCAUGGUAUUCAGUUCCCCCUCACAUUGAGCUAAUGAAGCAGGCUUGAUAGGCCUGUAAAUGCUCCAUUCUGUGGCAGCACGAAAGGCAUUAAGACAUUACGAGCAUUCACAGGGUGUGAAUGAAGGGAAGUCUACUAACAGACACAGUGGCAAGAAAAAGUAUGUGAAUCCUUUGGAAUUACCUGGAUUUCUGCAUAAAUUAGUCAUAAAAGUUGAUCUGAGCUUCAUCUUCGUCACAACAAUAGACAAACACAGUGGACUUAAACUAAUAACACACAAAGUAUUGUAUUUUCUAAUCUAUAUUGAAUACAUUAUUUAAACAUUCACAGUGUAGGUUAGAAAAAGUAUGUGAAACCCUAGGCUAAUUACUUUUCCAAAAGCUAAUUGGAGUCAGCUAACCUGGAGUCCAAUCAAUGAGACGAGAUUGGAGAUGUUGGUUAGAACCAUCCCUACGGUGAAGCAUUGUGGUGCCAGCAUAAUGCUGUGGGGAUGUUUUUCAGCGGCAGUGACUGGGAGACUAGUCAGGAUCAAGGGAAAGAUGAACGGAGCAAAGAACAGAGAGAUCCUUGAUGAAAAUCUGCUCCAGAGGUUCACCUUCCAACAGGACAACAACCCUAAGCACACAGCCAAGACAACGCAGGAGUAUAAAAUUGAGUACAAUGCCAUGCAAUCUCCAUAGACAAACAUAUGGGUGUGAAUGUGUGUGGUUUUGUGUGAGAGUGUCAGUGUAGUGUGUGAGAGUGAGUGAGGGUAUAUACUGUAUAGUCUUGUGUGCAUAGCGUCAGUGCAAGAUCGGGUCAGUGCAGAUAGAAUGGGUAACCAUUUAAUUAACUAUUUAGCAGUCUUCUGGUUUGGGGGUAGAAGUUGGCCUGAGAACCGGAAGUCAUUGGCAAUCUUUCGGGCCUUCCUCUGACACAGCCUGGUAUAGAGGUCCUGGAUGGCAGGGAGCUCGGCCCCAGUGAUGUACUGGGCCGUCCCCCCACUCUCUGUAGCACUUUGCUGUAAAGGGCGGUGACUCUUCACCGUCGGUGAUUAGGCCUACCACCGUCAUGUCAUCAGCAAACUUUAUGAUGUUGUUGGAGUCGUAUUUGGCCACGCAGUCGUGGGAGAACAGGCAGUAGUGGUGGGUGAACAGGCAGUAGUCGUGGGUGAACAGGCAGUAGUCGUGGGUGAACAGGCAGUAGUCGUGGGUGAACAGGCAGUAGUCGUGGGAGAACAGGCAGUAGUCGUGGGAGAACAGGCAGUAGUCGUGGGUGAACAGGCAGUAGUCGUGGGUGAACAGGCAGUAGUCGUGGGUGAACAGGCAGUAGUCGUGGGUGAACAGGGAGAAAAGUGUAUCCAUCUGCUUGAUGUUUUUCCUCUCUCAAUGUAGAUAUUGAUGUCUGCCAUUGUCUUGGUAACAGCCAGUGCUACCUUAAGGUAAUGUUAUUCUGGGUAGAUAAUAUUAGGCUACAGGCCUUAUUUUGGCUAAUCUCUGAAAACUCUAUUGGGGCACAUGAAAGUGAGAAUACAGAAUGAAUGAGAGUAGCUCCACUGAAAUCUCUGUCAGGCUCUAAAAUAUAUGUACUGUAAUUGAUUUCAAGUGUCUUUGAACAUUUGUUUUAAUUGAAUAAAAAAGGUAAUGUCACUGUCUGAAAUGUGAUUUGAUUGAGUUGAGAGCACCAAAGAGUUGUACUCAUCCACAUUUAUAUUUCCAAGAUAUUGUCUGAAUGCUCAAACACAGAACUGGAAAGAAGCAUUGCCAUCCCCAAUACAUUUUUCCUUCUUAAAAGCUUGAAUCCUCAUUUUCAAAAUGGCUGACAUUUUUCAUAGUGGGAGUUCAAUCCCCUAGUGUUCUGUUCCUAAUCACUCUGUAGAAUACAUCCAUGUGUGAGGGUACUUUUUUUAUUCAUCUGAUUAUGUUUGAGGACUGUAUCGUUUCAGAAGGCGAAAUGUCGAUACUGUUCUACCGCAAUUGAUAUCAAAUCUGAAAGUGUGGUUGAAUGCUUACUUGCCCUCUCUUUUGUGUUUUGGUUUAGAAAUUAACAUACAAAGAAGUUUGCUGUGCUAAGAUGAAGUCUCUCCUUUUCCUUCUCCCUCAAUUCCGAAAAGUAUUAUGCUUUUACUUUAAGAUAACAAUGAAAACAACUUGAAGUGGAGUAGUAUGUAGUAUGUGUCUGGUUUAAGUGUGUUGAAUACAACAAUUGUUUUCAAUCAUAACAAUGCAUUUUGUGCUUCAGGAAAAAUACUAACAAACUAACACGAAGUUUGUGAAUUUAUAUAGACUCGGUGGCCAAAAGUAUGUGGACAUGCCUUCAAUUAGGGGAUUAGUCUAUUUCAGCCACAGAAACAUCGUAACAAAUCUGAACUUGCUGUUAAAGUGUAGCGACAGGGUGGGACUGACUGACUGGUGUCCUUUCUAGGUGUUAGCAAUAGUCUCCAUCACAACCCAAGCAGAAAAAUACAUUUAAAUAUACUUAAAUCAUACUUCAUUCA